AAGGUGGUCAGGGAGUCUGAACUACAAAUCCCAGAAUGCCCCGCGAUGGCGGCGGCUCAGGGAGGGGCGUUGCGGAGGAGGGGCGGUGAGCGGCGGGCCAGAGGGCCAAUGGAAGUGAGAAGCCGUCCGGCGCGGCGGCUGCAUGGGGGCGGAGCCUGCGUCAGGGCGGAGCUUGCGUCUAGGGGCGGGCUCUUUCCGGAGGGGCGGAGCUUCUGCGGCUCCCUCGCUGGGGGCCGGUGGCGGUCCCGGCUUCCGGCUGCCGCCCCUCCCCUCCUGUUGUGUAACCGUCCCUAGGCCCCCCCCCUCCUCCGAUUCGAUAUUUUUUAUUUUAUUUUUUCCCCUUUCCGUUUAGUUCCGGACGCUCCGGGACGAGGAGAAAGGUUCCUUCGCAAGACAGGACGUUCCCUCCCCGGGGGAGGGUGUGGUGUCGGGGGCCUCGGGGCUUCAGGCGAGGCCGGGGAUGCGCGGCCUGGCGCGGGCCGGGCCGGGCGCGGGGGAGGUGACGGGCGGACCCAGAUCCGGGGUAAUUUGCAUCGCCCUCCCCCCAGCCCGGGUGGGGAUUGGCCGGGCGGCAGCGGAGGGUGGCGCGGGGCCGGGCUCAGCGUCGCCCGCCGGGGCUCGGAGCCGCCAGCCCGCCGCAGCCAUCGUCACGGUCGCCGGGGCCCGCGCGCCGCCCGGGAAGGAGGUGUCGGCGCGGAAGAUGGCUGGCGGCGUGGACGGCCCCAUCGGGAUCCCGUUCCCGGACCACAGCAGCGACAUCCUGAGCGGCCUGAACGAGCAGCGGACGCAGGGGCUGCUGUGCGACGUGGUGAUCCUGGUGGAGGGCCGCGAGUUCCCCACGCACCGCUCGGUGCUGGCCGCCUGCAGCCAGUACUUCAAGAAGCUGUUCACGUCGGGCGCCGUCGUGGACCAGCAGAACGUGUAUGAGAUCGACUUCGUGAGCGCCGAGGCGCUGACGGCGCUCAUGGACUUCGCCUACACCGCCACGCUCACGGUCAGCACGGCCAACGUGGGCGACAUCCUGAGCGCCGCCCGGCUGCUGGAGAUCCCGGCCGUGAGCCACGUGUGCGCAGACCUGCUGGAGCGCCAGAUCCUGGCGGCCGAUGACGCGGGCGACGCGGGCCAGCCCGACGGGGCGGGCCCCACGGACCAGCGCAACCUGCUGCGCGCCAAGGAGUACCUGGAGUUCUUCCGCAGCAACCCCAUGAACAGCCUGCCCCCCGCCGCCUUCCCGUGGUCCGGCUUCGGGGCCCCCGAGGACGACCUGGACACCACCAAGGACGCCGUGGCCGCCGCCGUGGCCGCCGUGGCCGCCGGGGACUGCAACGGCUUGGACUUCUACGGCCCGGGGCCCCCGGCCGAGCGGCCCCCCGCGGGUGACGGGGACGAGGGUGACAGCACCCCGGGGCUGUGGCCCGAGCGGGAUGAGGAUGCCCCUGCCGGGGGGCUCUUCCCGCCGCCCGCCGCCCCGCCGGCCACCACGCAGAAUGGCCACUACGGCCGCGCGGGGGCCGCGGAGGAGGAGGUGGCGUCACUGUCGGAGGCGGCCCCUGAGCCCGGCGACUCCCCGGGCUUCCUGUCGGGCGCAGCGGAGGGCGAGGACGGCGACACCGCCGACGUGGACGGGCUGGCGGCCAGCACGCUGCUGCAGCAGAUGAUGUCGUCGGUGGGCCGGGCCGGGGACAGCGACGAGGAGUCGCGCGCCGAUGACAAGGGUGUCAUGGACUACUACCUGAAGUACUUCAGCGGCGCCCACGAGGGCGACGUGUACCCGGCCUGGUCGCAGAAGGGCGAGAAGAAGAUCCGGGCCAAGGCCUUCCAGAAGUGUCCCAUCUGCGAGAAGGUGAUCCAGGGCGCAGGCAAGCUGCCCCGCCACAUCCGCACGCACACGGGCGAGAAACCCUACGAGUGCAACAUCUGCAAGGUUCGGUUUACCAGGCAGGACAAACUGAAGGUUCACAUGCGGAAGCACACGGGCGAGAAGCCGUACCUGUGCCAGCAGUGCGGCGCGGCCUUCGCGCACAACUACGACCUGAAGAACCACAUGCGGGUGCACACGGGGCUGCGCCCCUACCAGUGCGACAGCUGCUGCAAGACCUUCGUGCGCUCCGACCACCUGCACAGACACCUCAAGAAGGACGGCUGCAACGGGGUCCCCUCGCGACGCGGCCGCAAGCCCCGCGUGCGGGGCGUGCCCCCCGAUGUCCCCGCCGGGGCCGCCGCGCCCCCCGGGCUCCCCGACACCCCGCGCAACGGCCAGGAGAAGCACUUUAAGGACGAGGAUGAGGACGAGGACGAGGCCAGCCCCGACGGCUCGGGCCGUCUGAAUGUAGCGGGCAGCGGCGUUGGUGAGGACGGCACGGGUGGCCCCGCGGCGGCCGCCCCCGAGGGUAACUUUGCAACCUGACUCUAUUCGGAACAGAACACCACAAACCAAAAAACAAAACAAAACAAACUAAGAGAGAGAAGAGAAACCACACCCACCCCAGCACCACAGCUGUCUGUCCAGACUCCCUCCAUCCAUCCACGCGCGGACCUGUGUGCGUGUAUAUAUCCACGGCCGUUGCGGGCGCCUGCCUUUCUCAGAUUCUUAGGACGUGGCCCCACCCGCUCCCGUGCCCCUCACCCCGUCCGCGUGGGGUCCCACCCGGGGCCCCCCUGCCUGCUCCUGGCUAAGGUGAGGGUGAUGGGGACCCCAGGACAGGUGCCCGGCUCCUUGCUGGUUGGUUUUAGGGGUCUCAGACAGACCUUAAAUGCUGUGUCCACUGUGAGUGGACGUUAAAAUGGUCCCCGGCUCCCCACCCUCCUUCCUCAGGGCACUUACUAAAGGGGGGUGUCCCCCCGCCUCCCUGCUCCCAUCCUGCCUGUGGCCUCACACCUCUGCACACCCCACCCUGGCCACCACUGACAUACAAGUCUAUUUAUUCCCAAGCCUGGGUGGCCAGAGCUGGGAUUUGGGGGGCCGCCGGGUCCCGCCAUCCUUUCACGGCACUUAACACCUGGCGGGGUCCUCAGGGCCACUGCUCAGGGCGACCCCCCCAACCCUCCUGUCUCCGCUAGCCCGACCCCACCCCGUGUUCAGAGAUUAAAAAUUCGUCUUCACCCUGCGCCCCACUUUUUAAAGCACUUUUUAGAUCUCUUUCCCCUUUUCCUCCUUACAGACAGUUUAUAUAGAGAUAUAUAUAGAGAGAUAUAUAUAAAAUAUUCUUUCCCUCAGAGGAGCCGGCAGCAGUUUUGGGGGGGGCAUAGCCAAGAUCGGGGGAACCCCAGGGACUCAGGCAGGGACAGGGAGAGCAAGAGAGGCCACAGCUUAAUGUCACAAAACAGCAAUAAAACCCCAAGAUUUUACUAAACACGAAGGGAGAACACAAAAACUUUAAAAAAACAAAACAAAACAAAAACACAGCAAAAGCGGAGACAGCCAGGUGGGGAUCUUGGCACUUUGUAACUGAACGGGUACUUUUCAUUCUUAAGAAAUGUUUACAAGUUGCACCCAGCUUCUAUGAAAAAUUGGAGAGAGAGAGAGAGCGAGAGAGCGAGCGCGAGAGAGCAAGCGGUGGAAAGUAACUAAGUCAAUUUAUUUUUGUAUAAAAUAAAAGAAACCCAACCCUUUGCUCCGGUGGGAUGCACGUGUGUUCCCGAGGCUCAGGGCGGGGAGGCCAGGACGCCGCGGGGAGGGACCCCGGGUCCCCAGUCUGCCGGGCGCCCCGCCCCGCCGGAGACGCAGGCCCCCUCCGGCUCGCCAUUGCUCCCCAGCUCAGGGAUGUCCCGAGAGGGCUGGUCCCGGCCAGCCAGGCCGGCCCCGUGUGGUGGCCCCCAGGCACCCCUCUUUUUACUAAGGCACUGACUGUCCGGGCCGGCACCUGGCCCCUCGCCCCAAACUCCGGCUUCCCCCCAAAGGCCCGGUGUGACCGAGCCACAGGCCACGGACAGGGCCGGGGUUCGGGUCGUGGCUGCCGGGUGCCGGGCCCUGCGAGGGCACACGCCGCCGCCGGCGCGGGUGGGGUCCCGUGUCCCACGGCCUGUGGACGAAUGUCUUCUUGGGUUCCAAAGGGAAGCUCGGUGAGAAGGCCGCUUUCCAGUCCAGCAGAGGCUUUCCUGUCGCCCCUCCUGUCCUGCGAGUCCCCCCAGAUGUCUCAGGGUCCCCCCUUGGGGCCAGCGGGAGGGGCAGGCCAAGGGGCGGGGUGGUGCUGGCUCCCGCACCCCACUCCACGGCCGGGACCGAGCUGCAGGCCCGGCAGCCCCGACCCUCCACCCUGCAAUAAAACCAACCUUGGCCGCACGUCAUCCCGGCGGGGCCGCCGACCCGGGGCCCUCGGGGCCGCGGGCGACAGGGCCGCCCCUCGGGAAUUGCACUAACCCCCGCCCCGCCCGGCCCCGCUUCCGCGCCCCCGCCGCCUCCGCCCGCCCGCCCGCCCGCCUUGCCUUAACCGCCAGCCCGUCCCGGGCCGCAGCCACCGCAUGGGCCCCGCCGGACGCCUCCCCAAGGCCCGCCCCCGCCCCCACACUGCAAUCACAUGCUGUACAUAGAAUGUGGAUCGAUUUUUACAAAUUUUUAUUCUUUAAAUUAAGGCCGUGAUAAAAGUUGCCAAAGAGAAUUGUGGAAUUCACUAGAGGUUUGAGCGGAGGGUGCUGUAGGAAGGAUUUUGUUCGGUUGUUUGGGGGUUCAUUUGUGUGUGUGUGUGUGUGUGUGUGUGUGUGUGUGUGUGUGUGUUUUGUUUUUUUCUUUUUUAAAUGCCUGGUACCAACAACAACAACAAUAACAAAUAGGAAAAAAAAAAAAGAGACAACAAAUUCGUUACUUCCAUUAUGGUGAAUUUCCGUGUGUGUGAGUGAGACAGAGAGGGUUCCGGGGACCCCAGGACUGGCGCGGGGACGCGGCCUGCAGCUGUCCCCAGCCUGUGACCUGAGCAUAGGCCACCCCUGCCGAGUAGCUGCUGCUCUUUGCCUUCCUACCCCUACUGGCCUUUCGAGAUUAAGAAAAAAUAAAAUAAAAUAAAAAGGCAAAAAAAUAAUAAAAAUGAAAAAAAUCUCUAUAUAUAGAAACCAAUGAAUGUAAACGGCAGCCGUGGCCUGCCGUGGCCCGCCGUGGCCUGCCGUGGCCCCGCCAAGCUGGGCUGGAUUGGGCAGAACCAAAGUGGGCUGCCCUGGGGUGGUCGCUCGGGAGGACCCCCCGGCGGCCCCCACCUUGUCACUCUGUUUGAGCACGGCUGCCUUCCUCGAGGGGUGCUCUGGCGGGUCCCCUGGGUGGGCGGCCGCACAGUGCAGGUGGGCCCCAGGCCGGCUGUUCAGGGUCUCCUCGGUGUCCACAGUGCGAGUAGCAGGGAUUAAAAGGGGGACACAGGCUGAGAGGAAAAACAGAAAAAAACAAAAAAAGACAAAAACCGACAAAAAAAUAAAAAAAGAGCAAAAUCCUAUUUUUUGAGAAAGAAAGAUAUUUAUAUUUGCAGUUUUAUUUUAAAAAGUUAUUUAAGCUGAGGAAACAGCCUUCCCGGGGUUCGGGGUGGCUGGCACCGGACGGGUCGGGGUCUUGGGGGGCUCCUCACCCCAGGAACGAUUAUCUCAGUUCAGAAUUAGCUCGCACUAAAUAUUGACUUACCUUGGUGGGGGGCAGGGGAGUUCAGGAGACAGAGGGCCAGGGGAGCCACGCCCCAGGCCCAGAACGAGGUGCCUUGGAUUUGGGGGGAGGGGGGUCCGGAGCACAGAACAGACAUUCCACUGACUGGAUGUAAGAAUCUUUAUAAAAAAGUGUGGGAGGCAGAACAAAACAAAUCAAUUGAUUUAAAAAAAAUGCACUUUUUGGGGGUGGGGGGGACAAGCUUUAAAAGUAAUAAAAAAGAAAAAAAUUAUGAAAACUCCGAAAAAAUAGAAUUCAUUUUUCUUGUACAUAAAAGAAAAAAACCCAACCACUAAAUGCAGCCUGUUAUGAUGUC
Messenger RNA from Peromyscus californicus insignis, 5933 nucleotides. RefSeq names its product zinc finger and BTB domain containing 7A (gene Zbtb7a). Lineage: Eukaryota; Metazoa; Chordata; Mammalia; Rodentia; Cricetidae. The coding region runs from base 461 to 2407 and encodes 648 amino acids. Gene Ontology annotation, biological process: regulation of transcription by RNA polymerase II. Gene Ontology annotation, molecular function: protein binding; RNA polymerase II cis-regulatory region sequence-specific DNA binding; DNA-binding transcription factor activity, RNA polymerase II-specific. The transcript is spliced from 3 exons. The record is from RefSeq and is a predicted model, not a curated record.